Molecule: messenger RNA, 480 nt
Organism: Eruca vesicaria subsp. sativa (arugula)
Lineage: Eukaryota; Viridiplantae; Streptophyta; Magnoliopsida; Brassicales; Brassicaceae
Source: the annotation of a GenBank genome assembly
UUGUGUCGAGACUCGAGAGGUUUCUUCUUCUCUAUUCUUUCUUUGGUCAAGUCUUGAAGCUAAUCUCAAUUCUUUUAAAGAAAAUUAAUGGUGAGUAGUUGCGAGCUUUGCUGCGAGAUCUUGAUCGCGAUCCUUCUUCCUCCUGUUGGAGUUUGUCUCAGGCAUGGCUGUUGCACCGUUGAGUUCUUUAUUUGUUUGGUUCUCACCUGUUUGGGAUACCUCCCUGGAAUAAUCUACGCCGUUUACGCCAUCUUGUUCUUGAACCGCGAUGACUACUUUGAUGAGUGCAGACGCCCAAUCUACUACGUUGCUUGAUUAUUUGUUCUUUCAUGAAAACAUAUAUAAUAUAUUCGUUACUAUGUAACUAAUCAGUACUGUUUCUUAUAACAUUGAAGGUUAUACGUUGUGUUGUUAAAUGCUACAAAUAUACAGAACAUGUUUCUUUAAGGCGUUUUCUUAUGACCCAUUUUAUCAAAUGCU